Messenger RNA from Mesocricetus auratus (golden hamster), 5518 nucleotides. RefSeq names its product sodium voltage-gated channel beta subunit 3 (gene Scn3b). Gene Ontology annotation, cellular component: voltage-gated sodium channel complex. NCBI's taxonomy places the organism in Eukaryota, Metazoa, Chordata, Mammalia, Rodentia, Cricetidae. Gene Ontology annotation, biological process: sodium ion transport; ventricular cardiac muscle cell action potential; regulation of heart rate by cardiac conduction. The coding region runs from base 420 to 1067 and encodes 215 amino acids. The record is from RefSeq and is a predicted model, not a curated record. The transcript has 6 exons. Gene Ontology annotation, molecular function: sodium channel regulator activity.
GAGGGUCCGUAGCGACCGUGGCGGUGGAGAGCCGCUUGCGCAUGUCUAGGCUAGCAACACAUUCGGCAAGAGGGCAGCUCUGGAGAGGGGUGGCUUGAUCACCCAAGCACCCAGCGUCGGGGCUCCACAGGAUCCAGGGGCGCGCUCCACGGAAGGGGUUCCUUGCCACUACCACCCUCCAGAUCACCAACCCUACGGGAGCUCUCGCUUCUUUUCCAGCCCCUCGAGGACCUCCCGGGAAUCCGGGUCCCUGUGUACAAGACAGAGGUGAAACGAAUUUUGUAGCCCAGACGACGGCUGGAGUCGGGACACACCCAGCCGGAGAAGCUUGCCGGAGCUCUUGAGUCUCGGUGGAUCUAAGUCGGAGUGUCGCUGUCCCUAGGGGAGGCGAGAGCUUCAGAAACCACUCACGGAAAAAGAUGCCUGCCUUCAACAGAUUGCUUCCCCUAGCUUCUCUCGUGCUCAUCUGCUGGGUCAGAGUCUGCUUCCCUGUGUGUGUGGAAGUACCCUCGGAGACGGAAGCCGUGCAGGGCAACCCCAUGAAGCUGCGCUGCAUCUCCUGCAUGAAGAGGGAGGAGGUGGAGGCCACCACGGUGGUGGAAUGGUUCUACAGGCCUGAGGGCGGUAAAGAUUUCCUUAUAUACGAGUAUCGAAAUGGACACCAGGAGGUGGAGAGCCCGUUCCAAGGUCGUCUGCAGUGGAACGGGAGCAAAGACCUGCAGGACGUGUCCAUCACUGUGCUCAAUGUCACUCUGAAUGACUCUGGCCUCUACACAUGCAAUGUGUCCAGGGAGUUUGAGUUCGAGGCACACAGGCCCUUUGUGAAGACCACGAGACUAAUACCCUUGAGAGUCACUGAAGAGGCGGGAGAAGACUUCACCUCCGUGGUCUCAGAGAUCAUGAUGUACAUCCUCCUGGUCUUCCUCACCCUGUGGCUGUUCAUUGAGAUGAUCUACUGCUACAGAAAGGUCUCCAAGGCUGAGGAGGCAGCCCAGGAAAAUGCGUCUGACUACCUUGCUAUCCCUUCAGAGAACAAGGAGAACUCUGUGGUGCCUGUGGAGGAGUAAUGUGGUGUGACUUGAGGUGAUGUACAGGGUUUAGGAAGGGUAAGGUGGGUGUGCAUGGCAUGCCAUACAAAUGUCAUUUGGCAUCUACAACUGAAGUGACAUUCAAUUUGGUCUUUUCUACUCUGCAUAGCAGUCCUGCCCCCUGGGUACUUUAAGUUAAUGAUCAAGUCACAUUAUGUCAAACCCUUCAAAAGCUGAAUUUACUUUGGCCUGAAUGUUGGACAACCCAAUCCCCUUGCUCAUGAUAACAAAGGCAUAAUAAUUCUUCCAUUCCCUCUUUGGUCCAAAUGUAUUCAGGGAGGGCUGGGCUGGACUUUCUUUCUCAGCGAGUUCUUCUGUUGCUGGUAGGUGAUCUGAGCACUGAGGGACUUGGAUAUUCCCAGUUCAGUGAUGUCAGCAGCAUCAGCAAGGUGCCCCAGAAGUCCCAAUGCAUCCAUAUUUCUAUUCAUCAACCACCCACCCAACUGUGAGAUUUUGCCUGACUUCUGAACUCUAUUGGAACAUCUCACCUGAACUGAAGAGCCAACACCUCUACUUGGACUACACCUCACUUUGUCCUUGCUUUCAAGCAAGUAGAUCCUAACUUAACUAAAGUUGUCCCUUAUGGUCCAAAUGACUUUACAUAAGUACUGGAGAGUUGUGUGCCCCUCUUCCCUGUCUGCAAUUGAGUCGUUCUCUACUGCUACAAAAACAAUGGAUGUAAACCCCAAGGAAGCACUGGUUAGUUUGGGCUAAAGUCAAAGCAUGCCAUGCACUUAGAUUCACUGAAGUCAGUUUUUCCUUUCCUAAGCCCAUGCCCUGCUUCUCAGCACCAGAAAGCAGAAAUGCUCCUCCAGGGUAUCCAGGAACAUCUUCCAUUUGGCCUGGAAUAUGCUCUGGAGCUUAGUGUUUCAGGGCUAGAUCUCCAUAAUCCCAAAGGUUUGCAGCAAACCCAGGACUUCCAAGAGCCAAGGAAGGAUCCAAGGCAAUUUCAUUGGGUCUUGAAAGUGAUACAACAUAGUCCUGAUAUUGAAAACAUGGAUGUGUGUCCUUUCUAGACUGAAAUUGCUCAGUUGUUCUUUUCUCAGUGUCUGUGGAUCAGUAUUAUUCCUCAUUUUACAGGAGGCAGCCGAGACUCACAUGGGAUGAAUGGGACAUCUAGGGGAUUAAGGUGGACUAGGCAUGAGAUUUCAAUGCUACCAACCUCACAUUCCCUGAAGUGAAAGAUAUUUUUGAAGACUUUGACAUUCAACUUGGCUAUAGUCAUGCCACUUGCCCAGCAGAAGCUAACGAUGAUAAAUUCAGGGAACUGGAAAACAGGCAAGAAAAUCCAGAGGGCCUGAGAUAGACCUGCAGAAUUUCACACAAAGAUUUAUGAAUCUGAAGCAUGCUCCAGAAGACAUAGCACCCGAAGGUGAUAUCUGUACAAACAAAAAUGUUUUAAUCUGCAAUGGAUGAUGAACAAGGUGAAAAAGAUGGGUGUGUAGCUUUUAAAUACCUCGCCUGUAAAUCUGUAAUGUUUGGAACUUGGUGUUUGUGUACUGCCCCUCCCCCUCAGAAGAUCUUACUCAAUCUCUCAUUAAUUCAUUGUAAUGACUGUUCUAAGUGCAAUAUUCUUUAGCCCCUACAGAUAAGCGAGGGCAGGAGGCCUUAUGGGAUAUAAAAAGAUGGAAGUGGGAUUCAAUAAGAGAAACGUCCCUCAGAUCUGGGGAGAUCUGUAGGAAAGACCAUUCUCCACUCCCACGGGGGUUUGUAUGACUCGCUUUUUCACCCCUUCAAUCACUGGGGCAUACUUGAAACAAGACCCUCAACAUAUAUGAAAAGCAUCUAAUUUUGUUGUAGAAAACAUUUGCAAUAAAUUCAAGACCCUUCUUCUCACCAGUUAAUUUUCCACCCUAUGCUUCUCAAAUAACAGAGACAAGAGAACUUUAUUUUACACUUUACAUAGGGAAAUAGACUUGAAUUAAUGCAGCAUUUACCUAGCCAUGGGCUAGUUAGUCCAGACCUUGUGGUGGUAGCAAGCCACUUCUUCCAUUCCAUUGUCUGCUCAACCAUGCAUCUAACUUGUGAUGAGGUGGUAUGUGUGACUGCCUUUCCUCUUUAUCCCUUUCUUCCUAAACAGAAUUCCAACCUAGACAUCAGGAUUCAUAAUGAAGCUGAAUGACAUCAGUCAUGUGUCCCUUACAUGACAGUUUCUCUUUCAUUUUCUAAAAUCGCAAUUCUUCUCAUCCUUGGUACCUUCCUUCCGCUGAUAGGGCUUGAAAAGCAUUUGGCUGGUUUUUUUCUCUCUCCUCCACAACUACUCCAGCGAUAUGAACACUGUUGAUGCUCAAUGCUACCAUGAAGAACCUGAGGUCCUCUUGACAUCAAGUAGGUUUACUAAAUCAUCAGCCUGUUGUACUCAGAGAGCUUGGGUCCUAGUCUUGCCUCUUGCGUCUCACUUCACUUCCCCACCCAAUGACACCAUCGUUGCUUCUUCCUUCGCCCUCCUCUCGUCUUCUCCCUCCUUUCCAGCCCUUUCUUCUCUCCACUGUCCUCUAUGCUUCCCACUGCUCAGCUUCUUUACCCUUGCCUUCCUGGUGAACGCUAGACACAUGCCUUGGGAGUCCAUCCCAUUCUAUUUUUGUCUGGUUUGUUUGUACAUGGUGGUUUAUCCAGAAUCACAAUUGAGCUUCCUUAUGGAAGAUUGUGGCUAUAACCUACAAGGCGUGGUACUCACCAUCCUACUUAAACUCAUCACCACCUCCAUUUCUUCUUACGUUUCGACUUAGAAUCCCAGACUAGAUGGGUGCAGUGCUGGAGUGUUUUCUGGUGCACUGUUGCUUACCAAAGGGCUUAGAAGAGUUCUCAAGGGCUAUAAUCACUUAGGAAUCCCAAUGUUUGUCUUGGUGCUCGGUAUUUCCCGUGGCUGAUCCUCAAUCAUUUACUGAAGGUCAUACAAGGUUGGGUCUGAUUUUCCCUUUCUUGCUGCUUAACAUCUGUGAACUUGGCUAUUCAACUCAGUUGGUCCAGAAAGAAUCUUGCCCUGUGACUUUCACUGUCAGCUAGGUCUCGAAUCAAACCCCAGUCCCCGAGUGGAAAUACCCAGUGCUUGCUCCUGUCUUAGGCUUCACUCUCAGUCCGUUUGGCAGCAUUAUUCUUUGGUUUCUCCACCCUCGCAUAACUGUACACUGCAGAUUUCUUUGGAGUUUCUGGGAUCGCUCUAGACAUCAAACUAGAAUUAUUAGUAGAAGAGGAAGUUUUCAGAGCAUGAUUGUGCCAGGACAGACAGCAGUGGGGUUAAGGAAAGAGGCAAGGCUGAGGAGACAGCUCACUAGGCAAUGUGCUCACCACACAAACGUGAGCACCCAGGUGCAACCUCUAGAACCCACGUAAACAGCCAGGCAUUAAGGCACACUCUGGUACUCCCUGUGCCGGGGAGGAAGAAACAGAAAAGUCUUUGGGCCUCACCAAGUAACCUGGCUUAGCUUACUUGGUGAGCUUCAGGUGAGUGAGAAAUCCUGUCUCAAAAAAACAAAACAAAACAAAAACCCAACAAGGUGGACAGUGCCCAAGGAAUGAUACCCAAGGUUGACUUCUGGCCUCCACAUGUGCAUGCACACAAGUUACGGGCCAUAUGCAAACAUUUGUAAACAUGAAGACACACACACACACACACACACACACACACACACACACACACACACACACACACACACACACACACCAGGUCCAGUGGUGCACUCUUAGAAGCAGGAGGAUCAGAAACGCAAGGCCAGUUUCAGCUACAUAUCAGGUGAAAGGCUAACUUGGGCUAUAUGAGACCCUGUCUCAAAAAAAAAAAAAAAAAAAAAAAGGAAAACACACACACACAAACAAAACAAAAGAACAGGAAAGAAACAGUAGCCCACCCUCUCCACAUCAUACUACCACUACAUGUCAAAACAUAAACUAUGAACUGCACAGUGAUGGCUGCCUUUCUCAGAAUCUGUGGAUCUACUGGGCACAAACCACAGGGAAACAGUUGUGAUGACAUUGUUGAAGGAAGAGACAGGACAGAGGCUAGAAAUAUCUCAAGUGUAUCAUCAGUCUUUUCCAGGUUUGACAGGAAAACAAAGUGUGGUACACACACACACACACACACACACACACACACACACGCAUGCAUGCACGCACGCACGCACCCCUUCCUCUCGCUUGUGCUUUAUGAACGAAAAAGCCUUAGUUCUGUGAAUUCAGGCAGUCACUGCAAAUGUGUCUAAACAGGACCUUGGUGUGCUUCAUCAAUCUGAUCAUCUACUCACAUUAACACACUCUGUCAAAUACUAGGUUAGGCUCUCAACAGACCCCAGGAUCUUAGGUCUGUAAGUGUGUGUGUGUGUGUGUGUGUGUGUGUGUGUGUACAUGUGCACAUAUGUGCACACACUUGUGCAUAGGCCCAUGAUUCUAGUAAAGUCUCUGUUCAUGUCAAUAAAGUGUCUCUGAAGACCACA